Messenger RNA from Scomber japonicus (chub mackerel), 1680 nucleotides. RefSeq names its product gamma-enolase-like. Lineage: Eukaryota; Metazoa; Chordata; Actinopteri; Scombriformes; Scombridae. The transcript has 12 exons. The record is from RefSeq and is a predicted model, not a curated record. The coding region runs from base 2 to 1306 and encodes 434 amino acids. Gene Ontology annotation, biological process: glycolytic process. Gene Ontology annotation, cellular component: phosphopyruvate hydratase complex. Gene Ontology annotation, molecular function: phosphopyruvate hydratase activity; magnesium ion binding.
GAUGUCUAUAGUGAAUAUUGUCGCCAGGGAGAUCCUGGACUCCAGGGGAAACCCAACUGUGGAAGUAGAUCUGCAUACAGACAAAGGUCUUUUCAGGGCUGCUGUGCCCAGCGGUGCAUCUACAGGCAUCUACGAGGCUCUGGAGCUCCGAGAUGGAGACAAGACUCGCUACAAGGGCAAAGGUGUAACCAAGGCUGUAGGUCACAUUAAUGACACCAUUGGACCUGCCCUCAUCCAGUCGGGGAUCAGUGUGCUAGAACAGGAGAAACUGGACAACAUGAUGAUUGAAAUGGAUGGUACUGAAAACAAAUCUAAGUUUGGUGCCAAUUCUAUUCUUGGAGUAUCACUGGCCAUAUGCAAAGCUGGCGCAGAGGAGAAGGGCGUCCCCCUGUACCGUCACAUUGCUGAUCUGGCAGGAAAUAAAGAGCUGGUCCUCCCAGUUCCUGCAUUUAAUGUAAUCAACGGGGGCUCUCAUGCUGGUAACAGGCUGGCUAUGCAGGAGUUCAUGGUACUUCCUGUAGGGGCAGAGUCUUUCCGUGAUGCUCUGCGUAUGGGGGCUGAGCUCUACCAGACACUGAGAGGUGUCAUCAAGGAGAAGUAUGGUCAGGAUGCUACAAAUGUGGGAGAUGAGGGGGGAUUUGCCCCUAACAUACAGGAGAACAGUGAAGCCCUCGAGCUGAUCAAGACAGCCAUAGAGAAAGCGGGCUUCACAGACAAAGUGGUGAUAGGGAUGGAUGUAGCUGCAUCAGAGUUUUUCAUCGAGGGCAAGUAUGACCUCGACUUUAAGUCUCCACCCAAUGCUGCACGCAACAUCAGCGCUGAUGAGCUGGCCAGCAUCUACCAGGGCUUCAUUAAUAACUACCCAGUGGUGUCUAUUGAAGAUCCUUUUGAUCAAGAUGACUGGCCAGCUUGGGCACAGUUUACAACUUCAGUGGGCAUCCAGGUGGUUGGCGAUGAUCUGACGGUCACUAACCCUCGCAGGAUAGAACGAGCUGUGGCGGAAAAGUCCUGCAACUGCCUGCUGCUUAAAGUCAAUCAGAUUGGCUCUGUCACAGAGGCCAUCAAGGCCUGCAAACUGGCCCAGGAGAAUGGCUGGGGCGUGAUGGUGAGCCACCGCUCAGGAGAAACAGAGGACACUUUUAUAGCUGACCUGGUGGUUGGUCUCUGCACUGGACAAAUCAAAACUGGAGCGCCCUGUCGGUCAGAGCGUUUGGCUAAAUACAAUCAGCUCAUGAGGAUUGAGGAAGAGUUGGGUGACCAGGCCCACUUUGCUGGGCACAACUUUCGCAACCCCAGUGCCCUUUGAGUGCACAUGUUAAUGCAGGAAGUCACACAUUCAUAUAUACCAUGUUCUGAUUCCCUGACAGAUAUACAACAGUGGGAUAAUUACUCAUCAUUUUCAGCACAGCUUGUAACACACUGAGACACUUUUCAAAUAUCUGACAUGCGCAAACAUGCUCUAUAACUACAGUUUAUUGACCUGAUGCUUCAGCAAGUGAUUGAGUUCAUUGACUUCAGCCAGUUGUUGUUCAGUGUUUCACCUCUAAGCACAGACGAGCACUUCCUCUGAUGCACUUUUUUCCCCUUCUUUGGUCGCCUCCUUAUGACUUACUGCAGAAGUAUUUUGAAUUUGUGUGUCCUGUUGUUUCCUUUUCCUCCUGUUCCUCCUGUCUUUCCUGA